AUGGGCUCACGACAGCAUAUCCGGGAUAUCAAAACCGGACCUCCGCUUCCAUACCAGGAUGAUAUCAGAGCUCAUACCAGAGAGUAUGCUGAGGCUCUCGAUGCCCAGGAUCCUCUGCACCAAUUCCGGGAUGAGUUUAUCAUUCCCUCGAAGAAUGACCUGAAGAGGAAAGUUCUGGCAGAAGACAAAAACCAUGAUGAAGCAUCCGACUCAAGAUGCAUCUAUCUGUGUGGUAACUCUCUGGGCGUGCAGCCACAAAGCACCCGGCGGUACAUUGAGCAAUAUCUAAGAACGUGGGCAACAAAGGGUGUCACAGGGCAUUUUGUCCCGCAUGACGACCAAUUGCUUCCUCCUUUUGUCGAUGUGGACACCGCUGGCUCCAAGUUGAUGGCGCCCGUUGUAGGUGCCCUUCAGAGCGAGGUUGCAGUCAUGGGGACCCUAACCGCCAACCUACACUUUCUGAUGGCAAGCUUCUACCAUCCAACCAAGGAGAAGUACAAGAUUAUCUUGGAGGGCAAGGCCUUUCCCAGUGACCAUUACGCAAUCGAGUCUCAGAUUCGGCACCACAACUUCGAUCCAAAGGAUGCUAUGGUCUUGAUCGAACCAGAGAACCAGGAUCGUCCUAUUCUCAGCACAGAGCAGAUCAUCAAAACAAUUGACGACAAUUCCUCCAGUACAGCAUUGGUUCUUCUUUCCGGAAUCCAGUUCUACACGGGCCAGUACUUCGACAUCGAACGAAUCACCGCACACGCCCACUCCAAGGGUAUCCUCAUCGGAUGGGACUGCGCCCACGCUGCCGGAAAUGUGGAUUUGCGUCUGCACGACUGGAACGUCGAUUUUGCAGCAUGGUGCAGCUACAAGUACCUAAACAGUGGCCCCGGUGGUAUGGCAGCACUUUUUGUCCAUGAACGUCACGGCCGUGUGGAUGAGAAGCAGCCCGACAGUGACGAGACAUUCCGUCCGCGCUUCUCCGGCUGGUGGGGUGGCGAUCUCAAAACCCGUUUUAACAUGGAAAACAAAUUUAUCCCUCAACCCGGUGCUGCUGGGUUCCAGCUUUCGAACCCUUCUGUCCUCGAUAUGAACGCCGUCGUCGCCUCUCUUGAGAUCUUCAACCGUGCCACCAUGCAGGAAAUCCGGAAGAAGUCACUCAACAUCACAGGAUACCUUGAACAUUUACUGCUCAAGUAUCCUCUGGAUGCUCCGCCGGAGGAUAAGCCGUUCACUCUCAUUACUCCAUCUAACCCAGCCGAGCGGGGUGCCCAGCUCAGCCUGCGGCUUCAACCCGGGCUGCUCGACCACGUCUUGCAUCACCUAGAGGAACAUGGAGUGGUCAUUGAUGAGAGAAAGCCAGACGUUAUUCGAGUGGCUCCGGCACCACUCUACAACACAUAUGCAGAGGUGCGGGACUUCUGUCAAAUAUUCUUGGAGGCUUGCCGUGAGGCAGUCAAGGCACGUCGAUGA
Molecule: messenger RNA, 1461 nt
Organism: Penicillium cinerascens
Lineage: Eukaryota; Fungi; Ascomycota; Eurotiomycetes; Eurotiales; Aspergillaceae
Gene: bna5-1
Product: kynureninase
Exons: 4
Coding region: 1-1461 (486 amino acids)
Biological process (GO): NAD+ biosynthetic process
Cellular component (GO): cytoplasm
Molecular function (GO): pyridoxal phosphate binding; kynureninase activity
Source: RefSeq, a predicted model, not a curated record